Messenger RNA from Leptomonas pyrrhocoris, 1276 nucleotides. RefSeq lists its product as hypothetical. The record is from RefSeq and is a predicted model, not a curated record. Bases 125 to 1276 code for a protein of 383 amino acids. Gene Ontology annotation, cellular component: membrane; TRC complex. Lineage: Eukaryota; Euglenozoa; Kinetoplastea; Trypanosomatida; Trypanosomatidae. Gene Ontology annotation, biological process: post-translational protein targeting to endoplasmic reticulum membrane. The transcript has a single exon. Gene Ontology annotation, molecular function: protein binding; molecular adaptor activity.
AGGUUACCACUGAAAUACCGCGUAGCACUACGUACGUAUCUUAGCAGUUGAGCUCGUAUCUUUUGUUGCUCUUCUCAACACCACUGUUUGUGCUCACGGAACUCUCUCGACCACCAACAUCAUCAUGGUCAACGCAUUCGCAGAGGAGCUGAAAGUACGCGGCAACGAAGCCUUCGCGGCGAAGCGCUUCGAGGAUGCCAUCGUGCUCUACGACAAGGCUAUCGAAACGGAUGAGACGAACUUCGUCUACUACAACAACCGCGCCGCCGCCUACCAUGAGUUGAAGAACUACGCCAAGGCGAUCGAGGACGCCACGAAGUCGAUCUCGAUCGAGAAUAACCCCAAGGCGCACGCCCGCCUUGGCGCAGCGCUGUGGGCACAAGGUAAGCACCGCGAGGCAAAGGGCGAGUUUGAGGUGGCUGCUGCGAUGGACCCCUCCAACAAGUCCCAUAAAGAGAGCGUGCAGGCGUUAGAGCAGCUCAUCAACCCGCUGCCCUCGUCGUCGGGCUUUGCGCACAGGCGUGGUGUGCCGCACCCGUACGAGUACGCGCGUGCGGCCGCGGCGGCGACCAGCGCAGCGGGCCCGACACAAGGCGGCGAAUUCGUUUCGGUGGACUGCGGCGUUAUUGGCUUAGUCCUCGACGUCGUGGUGCUCCUCUUGACGGUGUUCUUCGUCCUGUCCUCUUUCUUCGUUCCGUCGCUGCCGGGUAAACUGUGGGCCUACCUGUUGAUCGCCACCAUGCUUCAGCAGGCGCUGGUGAUGCGGGUGCGGAACUUGCUGCAGGCGAAGAUGGAUGUGCUGAACUCGUGGACGUCGCACUUCUGCUCCCUGCUCUUUGCGCUGUGCUUCUUCGCGCUGCUGAUUGGUGUGCGCCCCAUCAUCUUCAUGCCCAUGUUCAUCGCUGGCUACAGCCUUCUGGAUUUGAUCAACAAGCGCCAGCAGGUUGCCGCGCAGCUCGGUCCGCUGUAUCCGAUGAUCGCCCCUUACGUACAGAGGGCUGAUGAUAGCAAGGAGCAGAUUCGCAUCUUUGCUGCCAGCGUCGAAGCCUUGCUGACCUUCACCAUAAUGUUCACCGGUGGCACCUUCUUCACCUUGGCCUACAUCCAGUACGCCAAGAACCGCUACAACCACGACAGCUACAUGAAGCUCGCCUUCAAAGGUCUGCGGAUGAACGUCACGCGCCUCACCACGGCAUCGUUUGUGCCGGCGGUCGUGGACAAGUACGCGCAGAAGUUCUUCGAUCUGUUGGACAAGAUUGCUCAGCAGCCGAUUUGA